Molecule: messenger RNA, 1989 nt
Organism: Temnothorax curvispinosus
Lineage: Eukaryota; Metazoa; Arthropoda; Insecta; Hymenoptera; Formicidae
Gene: dnk
Product: deoxynucleoside kinase-like
Exons: 4
Coding region: 940-1683 (247 amino acids)
Biological process (GO): nucleobase-containing compound metabolic process
Cellular component (GO): mitochondrion; cytoplasm
Molecular function (GO): deoxynucleoside kinase activity; ATP binding
Source: RefSeq, a predicted model, not a curated record
UUAUCGCGACGAUGCUCUGUUCCUACUGGUUCCUACCGCGACAAAUGACGCGUUAGCGAUGCGGCUUGGUCGCUGGAUGCAAGAUGACGAUAGCGAAGCCUAAUUAAUCAUUAGCGGAAGGAUGCCAGGAUCGCCGGGCAAUCGACAGAAUCGGAGUAAUCGGACAGAUCGCUGCGCUGUGCCACGCCGUCGAACUCAUUUCGUUAUUCGAUAAUUAACCCCAGCAGGUGCAAAACAUGCCGGCGCCAGUGACGUACCUAGCUAAGCGUGCACUCGAGGCAACAACGUUGACGAUUUUGACAGUCAUCAGCGCACAUUAAUAAGCAGCGUGUGUAGAAAUUCGUGAGAUUCUUCCUAGAAAUUCACAACUUCGCGUAAUGUCGUUGGCGUCGUUGCAAUUCUAAGUCUUAGUAACAAUUUAUUUUACAGAGUCUUUACAUAUCUAUUAACAAUUUAUUUUGUCUUUUUUUUUUUAUUUAUUGAUCAGUUCGCAUCUCUGUAGAUUUGGAGCUGGGUCAGCUGGGUGCUCAGCUGACUCGGUUCGGCGUUUCCUCCGUGACAAAAGCGCGCGUUUGAGCUCUUUUUAGCGGCGAAGGGAUGGAGAGGGGAUGAGAAAAAAGAUGCAGCCGACGGAUGGCGGCAGGCGAGCCCGCCUGCUCGAGAUGGCGCUCGCCGUUAUUUUGGCGGGAAAGUUUCGCGCGCGCCGGUCUCCGGUUCAUUGUGUGUGUUCGUUUUUGUGCGUGUCACUACCGACAUUUGCCGUGUCGGAGGAGGACAAUCGCAGGGAAUCGACGACUUUCGGAACUGCACUUUCGUAAGGAGAACCGUUAUUUGAUCCACGUUGAUUUUAGGACGUCAGCUGGUUUCGAAUAACACAAGCGAGUAAACAUCCGCGUGACACAACCGGUCGGUAAAGCAGCUCUUGAAGCCUUCAUCAAAAUGUCUGGCUCUAUUGGUAAACUCUACAGACGUCCCUUCACCGUAUGCGUGGAGGGCAACAUAGGAAGUGGUAAAACAACGUUUCUAAGUCACUUCAAGAAAUUUGACAAUGUUACUGUAUUAGAAGAGCCGGUCGAGCUUUGGCGUGACGUGUCUGGGACGAAUCUGCUGGAAUUAAUGUACAGCGAACCAUCUCGUUAUGCCUUCUUGUUCCAAUCUUAUGUACAAUUGACUAUGCUCCAAUUGCACACCUGUAAGACACCCUCGCCGUACAAAAUUAUGGAAAGGUCCGUUUACAGCGCAAUGUGCUUCGUCGAAAAUUUAAAACGCAAAAAUGUACUGCGUGAUGUUGAAGUAACUAUUUUAGAGGACUGGUAUGAUUGGUGUUUGAAAAGUGCCAAUAUAGAAACCGACUUGAUAGUAUACUUGAGGACGACACCUGAGAUCGUAUAUGAGAGAAUGAAACAACGAGGUCGAAAAGAAGAGAACGCCAUUUCAUUGAAGUAUCUUAAGCAAAUCCAUCAGAUCCAUGACGACUGGCUCUAUCAUCAAACUCUAAAGCCAGUGCCAUCACCGGUUAUAAUCCUAAACGGUGAUCGAGAGCUCCAUGAAAUGGUGGAGGAAUUCGAUAAAUGUAAAAAUGAAAUCUUCAGCAAGGUAAUAGACGAUCGCGAUAUAAAUAAUACAAUGAUUACUGUAUCGACAAAUCGUGUGCUACCCGAAAUUAAAGCUAUCUCAGAUUAAAUCGUAGAAUAAAAAAAACAAAAGUAAGGAUUAAUUUAAAUAUAAUUUACGCAAACGUAUCGUGCAUUUACACUGAUUAAUUAUUACAUACAACUUUGUUUAUUGUAUUAUUUUAAUUCCACCGGCCGCAUUUACAACUUUUAUUACAUAUAGUUUUUUUUUAUUUCAAAUUUAUAAUAUAAUCUGUAAUUAUGUAUUAUGCAAUACAUAAUUAGUCGAUUAUUUCACAUUAAAGCAUUAAUUUUACAUUCUACUAGCAUUCAAAUUACAAAAUUAAUGCAUUAUAAAAUAUUCACGAGAGCUUUA